GCAAGCAGACUGUGUGUGUGAGUGGGUGCAGGGAGAUAUCGCUGAAAAACGGAACAGGAAGUGAAGAUACUCGAGCCUCCUCGUACACAACUUUUCUGCUCUCCCGCUGUGCAGCGAGUUCCUCUCCCGUCCCCGGCUGAAGGUCUCCAUCAUGGGCAAAGUGAAGGGCAAGCCUGGGCCCUUGGCCCGGAGGCCAGACAACUCGGCUUUCAAACAGCAGAGGCUACCGGCCUGGUCUCCCAUGCUGACUGCUAACACUGUGCUGCCUUUCUUCUACUUUAUGGCUUUGAUAUGUAUGCUGCUGGGAGUGUGGCUGCUUCUCACAGUUCAGAGCACACAGGAAGUAAAGAUGGAUUACACCGUAGCUGGGCAAUGUUCCAUAUGUUUUGAAAAGCUUCAAAAUGAGAGCAACGCAGGACAGAGCUGCAGCUGCACAGUGGUCCUCGACAUCAAGAAACCCUUAAAGGGAGACGUCUUUUUCUAUUACGGCCUCAAGAACUUCCACCAGAACCUGCGUAGAUACAUGGACUCCAGAGACGAUGGACAGAUGGUCGGCAGGAAGACAAACUUAAAGAAUCCCAGUUCUUACUGCACGCCUUUCGACAGAGACCAGAACGGACUCCCCAUCGCCCCCUGUGGUGCUGUGGCCAACAGCAUGUUCAAUGACUCCUUCACUCUGCACUAUAUCAAAUCGGGAAGCCCAGUGAGGGUUCCAUUGCUGCGGAGAGGCAUCUCCUGGUACACGGACAAAAAUGUCAAGUACCGCAACCCACAGAUGGAGAACUUGACCCUGGAUCAAGUGUUUGAAGGCACAGCUAAGCCUCUGUUCUGGCAGAAACCCGUGUACGAGCUCGAUCCGAUGGAUCCAACAAACAACGGCUUCAUUAACGACGACCUGAUCGUGUGGAUGAGGGAAGCAGCGUUCCCCAACUUCAAGAAGCUCUAUGGGGUUUUAUACCGAGGCGACCCCCCCUUUACCAAGGGGCUUCCAGCGGGGUCUUACGAGAUCGAGAUAGCCUACAACUUCCCUGUGCAGCAUUUCCAAGGCAGGAAGGAACUGGUGCUGACCACGCUGACCUGGUUCGGAGGUCAGAACCAUUUCCUGCCCAUCGCUUACCUUGUGACCAGCAGUCUGAUCCUCCUGAUCGCCAUCCUCCUCACGGUGGUUUGGUGGAAGUUUGGAAAGACGGGGAAGAACAUGGAAGAGUGAAGGGAAAAGCGGUAAAAACGUUCAAGCCGCUGAAGAUCGAUAACUGCUGUUUUAAAAAUACCUGAACGGAAAAAAGGUUCUAAAAAGGUUUACUUGUUGAUUUGAACUGAUGAACUUUUUGUAUUUUUAACAAGCCACACAUCAUGCACUGUUAAUAUUUAUAAGAUAAUUAUAUUUAUUUUAAUGAUCACAUUAUCAGUAAGACCCAGUCACUCUGGUGUUGAGGCGCCGCAGUAAAUGUGAUAUACAAAAACUCCACUAUAUUCAAAGUGUGAUGUAUAAUAAAGAGGGACACCAGCAGACACAACCUUGUAACUCCCAGUCAAAAAACUGAAUUGUAGUUUUUAAUUUAAUAUAAUUAAUGAGAUUAAUCUGUGCAAUGUCGUCUUAUGGCAAGAAGGUCCCCGGGUUCAGAUCCAGGAACGGACGGGAUCUUUCUGUUAUCCAAAUUACCUUAAUAUUGGAAUGGUUGUUUCUCUCUAUAUGUUCCAGUUUACCCUCCGCUAUCCUCAAAUAUAGAAAACAGAUGGAUGGAUAAAAUGUUCAGCGCGUGCUGUUUCUACGUCAAGGUUUACAUGAGCUCUAGAUGUGGUUAUUCAGCCUACGACUAAAAAUACACAAUCAUGUCAGCAGCUCUCUCAUGGUUCAGAGCAGCUUUGAGCUAAAUGCUUCAAGUAACCAUGUAACAUGUUUUGCAGGUAUAAUUAUUACUAUGUGCACCAGCUCAGUGUAUGUCUGGCAACACAAAGUACAACUUGAAAAUGUCAUGAAUAGAUAUUUAGCUGUAAAUCAAAAAAAAAAUGACUGAUGAUUCAAUUUUAAUGUGUUUUUCCAUAAAGUUAAAUAUGGUUGUUGUUGAUUGAGGAAACAAAACUGAAUUUGUAAUUGUGAACUCUACAUUCUGAGACUAAAGAUAAACAGACAUGAAUCAUAUGCAAGUUGCCUGCACUGAGAAAAGAAAAAUGUUUAACAACUUCAUAAAAGAAAAAAACAAAGUUUCUUCAAAUCGAAGCUAUAAAUUGUGUCCUCACAACUUCUUGAUUUUAAUUUGGACAAACCCAAUAAUUUUGUGUUAGCAAUCUGCAUAUUUUUGGUUGGUUCAACAACUUUUUGUCAGUGUAAUGAUUUUUACUGUCUUGACGACAGCUGAAGAUUGAAAUAAAACAUCACAUGACGUAAUAACU
Molecule: messenger RNA, 2394 nt
Organism: Limanda limanda (common dab)
Lineage: Eukaryota; Metazoa; Chordata; Actinopteri; Pleuronectiformes; Pleuronectidae
Gene: cdc50c
Product: transmembrane protein 30C
Exons: 7
Coding region: 152-1210 (352 amino acids)
Biological process (GO): phospholipid translocation
Cellular component (GO): Golgi apparatus; endoplasmic reticulum; plasma membrane
Source: RefSeq, a predicted model, not a curated record